Molecule: messenger RNA, 6891 nt
Organism: Owenia fusiformis
Lineage: Eukaryota; Metazoa; Annelida; Polychaeta; Sabellida; Oweniidae
Source: the annotation of a GenBank genome assembly
CAAAAUGGCGGACAAUUUUUGUCAAAAAAUAAACAAAAUUAAGUUUAUCACCACAAAUAGCGAUAAAAGGACAUAUUUAUUUGGAUUGAAGAAUGAUAAGAGUAAGAACAACCAUGUCGUCUUCGAUGAAAGGGUAGAUAUGUGACUGACAUGGUCAUAAAUUGCAUCUAAACACUCCAAAAGUAAAAAUUAAGAAAUUAAAUAAUUUGGAUAAAACAAGUGUGUUGAAUUUUGUCAAUUAUCAACCAUUUCAACACGAUUAUAUAAUAUCUAAGCCAGAGAUAAAUAUUAUGUGCUUGUGUGUAUCCUGGAUACAGGUUUGCAAGAAAAAGUUGACCACUCAGACCGUCCCUAAAGUAAACUGAACAUGACUAAGGCCCACUUUGACAGUUUCUCUACACAAUGUCAUUAACUUUGAUAAGACUGAACUGUGUUCUUGAGUGUUUGUGGCAGCAUGAGGAGAAUGUAUGGCGGAGCAUUGACUUGGGGAGCGAGGAUGGUUCUGGGUGUUUGACACCUGGUGUUGGCGCAAUUGUUUUGAAACAUGGGUCUGCUGUGAGAAACAUACACGGAUACUUCAGUAAUUUAGACUGUAGAAAGUGUUGCUUAUCUCUAGCUGGAUGCCCCAAUGUUGAUGGAACAAUGCGGCCAGUCGAAGGAAACGAGAGGGACUCUGGAAUUGUAGAAACCCAUAAUGCAUUGCUCUCAUCUAGCAACAACAGUUCAGACUUCCUCAAUGAAGAUGAUCUUCAGUUAUUCAAGCAUGUCUUACUUUGUGCUCAGUUCCCAGUCCUUGGUGCCCCGGACCCCCCAAGCGGGAUAACCCCCACCCCCUUGCCACAUCACUCCCGCCAUAGCCAGAUAGAUAUAGCCAAAAGUUCUCGUGCUGGGGUCGUUAUAUCCCCAAGUUCUGGCAUAGAUACAGCAUCUGACCUUGAGGACAGUGCUGCAUGUAUUCAAGCUGAAACACUAUGUGAAAUUCUACGACAGUCUCUUAAACUGAGCAAACAACGAACCCGACACUAUGAGAGUAAAGCUUACGAGCAGUAUGGAAGGAAACAAUUAGACAGGAUUCUUGUUGAGGAGCUAGCCAAUCAGCUCUCCCUUCUUGAGCGUAACUGCCAUCCAUAUUAUAGCGUUAGUAACUUUCAGUCUAGUAAUGCAUAUGAUAGGUGGCAGCAGAGUACCAGAAGGCACAUCACUGCCCUUAUUGCUAAAUUCUGGCACUCAACUGUCCCUUCACAUCACAAACUUGGAGACGAUAGUUAUGAAUGGACUUACAAUAAUGUUCAUAGGCUUUAUAAACAACUGCUACAAAAACUUAUCAAUUAUGAAAAGUCAUUUGAGGUUCACAGAGGACGAGACAGCAAGAUGGUCCUCCUGUCGUCAGCUUCAGGACGUCUCUUACAGGAGUUUGCUCUCCGAUAUGGUGUGGACGACUCAUACAGAAAGUUGGUCUACCUAGAACAUGUAGUGGACAACUUUGAGGCAACUCCACAGUACAUUGAGCAUGUGUGUGACCUUGUGAAACAAAUGAUGUAUAUACUCACAACACAGGGUGGUACAGGUAGCUUGGUCAAAUCAGAGGUGGAAAUGCUGAAAGAAUCCACAUCAAAUCUAUUCAGGGCGUGUCGUCAUCAUUUUGUUAGCAUGAAGACAAGCUUUGAGUGCAACAGACCUGGUGGAGGGGUAGAGAGUUUGAUGCGUCUAUUAGGACUUGUACUUCAACUCAGACACAACCUGUUUUGUACAAUCCAAAAACCAAUCACUGAAUACUUCCAACAGUUUGUUAAGGAGGGUUGCUAUGAGAGAUACAGUGCUAUGAAACAGUCUGCUAUGGAAGGCCUUGAAAUCCACAACAAUGAUAUUACACCUAAACUGGUGAAUACACUGAUAUUUAACCUGCGUGAUGAAAUCCAAGAUUACAAAACUAACUUUACUUCUACCUUUGAAAGGUACUUUGAUAUUAGCAGUGUAUGUGGCCAAAUACUGUACAAUCUUCUAAUGAUUGACGUGCAAUGCCUUGACAUCCCUAACAACUCUUCUGUAAAGGAGAUUGACCUUCAAUAUGUUGGUUUGGCGCAUAGAUUGAACACACUUGAUAUGGAUUGGGCACAAUUUAUUAAUCCUGUGAAACAAACUUGGCGGCAUCAGUUUUCCUCUCAGAUAUUGAAUUGGUUGGAUUGUGUUAGAUACAGCAUGGGAAGGUUGACUCUACAGUCUAUAGGCAUGGAUAAGUUCACAGACUUGGAUAUCCCAAGCAAGGGGUCACUAUCAAGUGGACAGAGGUCUCGCACAGUGUCUAUUGGGUCUCUAACACCAUCACUUAACUCCGCUUUUGACAACUACCAAGUCUCGAAUUCUUCCACACCUACCUCUGCUCAACAUAAUGAACCUUCCAAUUGGGUAAAAGUGUCACAAAGUAUACCAGUAAGACUAUCCAUCACUGAACGACCCAAUGCUAAUACAAAUGCCCUAUCAAAUGCACAAGAUAUCGACCAAGGUGACCAAAUCAAUACGGAACACAAGGAACGCCAUAAACGCUCUUUAAAUGAAAUCAGGGUCAAUGCUUUAAUGCAACCACAGAGGUAUUCUAGUAGCUCAGGGUUUGAGGAUAAUUAUGGCUUCGCUCGUCCAGUCUCUAGCCUCUCUUUGAAUUUUGAACCAACGUUAACAGGUAUUACGGAUGAUGCUGGUUUGAGCCAUAGUUUGGGAAGUGCAGAAGAUGAAGAUCAUUUAAAUCAUCAUCUCAGUCCAAACAGAUUCAGUUUCUCAUCCCCAUCUUUAGACAGUUUCCAGCCUGAAGCUACUCCAGGAUCAAAUCACACAUUUAGGCAACAGUCUUCUCCUAGUAGCUUGCCAUCACCCGAGCAUCAGUACCUUCAUGUUGAUAUUAGUGAAGUCAGAGCAAGAUCGGCAUCACCUUUAACUUCCACUCAAGUGCCUUUAAAUGAAGAUAUUAGACAGCAAGAGCCUAUAAACGUCAGUGCAAUAUGUGAGGUAAUUGGUCACAUAGAUAUGGAUUCAGAUUCAGAUACCAUAGAAAGUGAGAUUGCUGGAUGUGGUUCACCAUAUCCUGAUUUGUCAGUCUUACCAAAACCGAAGGCUGUUAAACAGCACACUGGCCUAGAUGACAAUAAUGAAUAUUACACAAAAGAAACAAAUGGAAAUUGUGCAAACAAUGGCCGAAGAACCCCUAUGAAUAUCAAACAUUAUGCACACAGUCCAAAUAAUAAUACGAUGCAGUCAAAAGACACAUUCCAACAAAAAGAAACAUUCCAAAGAAAGGACAUGAUUCAGUCUCCUGGUACUCAGAUUCUGAAGAAAAUUUUACCAACGCAAUCUACACAAAAUACUCCUAAAUCUACAAAUCCACCCGUCCAACCAACAGGUCAAAAGAGGCAGACAGUGUCUCCCUCUAGUAGUGAUGUAUCCACACUACUGGUGUCUGGAUCCCUUCUUGACACUAUAGUUAUGUUUAAUCGCAUGAUCAACUUUUCUCAAACAAUGUGCAAUACUAUAUGCCCCAUGAGUCACAAUGACAAUGAAUCGUAUGCUACCUCGGCAACAGAUUCUACUAUGCAAACAAACACUAACAUGGGAACAGGUGACAACAAAGAUACUGCUGCUACAAAUACUCAGGACAGAAUGCAAGAAAUUAUGUUCACUAGGAAAUCCAUCUACGAAAAGGUGCUUCAGUUAUUGAGCAGAGGUGUACAUGUGUAUGGUAUGAAUAUUCUCUGCAUGGAUGCUUGUGGGAUGAUGGGACCCUUAGCUAGGAAGCUAUUGGGAGACCAGUUAGUAGAUGACAUGGUUGCCCUGAGGGGAGAGAAGUUAAUCUGGGGGUGCAGACAUAUGGCCAGGGGGGACUCAGAUUGCCUGGCAUACACAGAGAGGAAAUCUAAGUUCAUUGCUGAUAAACAUGAACCCAUAGAUCACGAGAUGUGUAUGAGGAUAUGCAACACAGCCACCAUGCUAGAAGUCCUACCAGUCUUCAAGAACAGGGCAAUAGCAGCCUUAGAGGUGUCACGGCUUUCUGCACUUCUACGCAACAUGGAACCACCACUCAGUGAAGAACUAUCAAAACUAAUGCAAGAAUAUGCAGUAAUAGACACAUUCCAGAAUCGUUACCAUGCAGGGAGUUCAAGGUCAACUCCCACAACUGAGUCCUCUGGGAGUAGUAACUUGUCACUAGGUGGCAGCACUGAUAUUUUGUUAGCAGACGUCAUCUUUGGCGAGUGCAAACACAAGCUGGAAGCCAUCUUGGCAGGGCAGAUAAACAUUCUUGCGUACAGGAUCAACUUGUUCUUCCGGGACACACUUCAUUUCCUGCUUGCUCUUGAUGCACCAUAUCUACCAUUGGAUAUCAGGUUACGUCCCCUCACAGAGUUCCUGACCAAUCAUUGGACAGCUCUUGGCCAAUGGUUGUACAGUCAUCUAAGUCAUAGGGUCACCAUCAAACUUUGGGAAUACAUUGUCAAGGAUUUUGAGAAUGAAGCUUUGAAUGUCUGUCAUUUUGAGGGUGCUACAGACUAUCAGGCUGAACUUGUUUCACAAUCAUUAGCGUUCUUUCUGAAGAUGUUUUACAAAGAGGGACAAAAGGUUGACUUGGAUACAUUGACAUCAAAAGUGAGUGGGGUUACAUUCAUUCUGGAGCUGUAUAGCUUCCCCUCCAGGAGACUUGUGUCCCUCUACUACCAGAUGUGCAAGCAAGAUGCAUCAGACUCCGAGAUGCCACCCGUCAGAACACCAGGGUUACCAGCAAGUGUUCUUGAGAAGAUGAAGAGAAGUCUACAUGCCAUCAGGAAAUGUUUCACAGGGAAGCAGCUAGUUGAUUGGGUUGUGAACAAUGUCAAUGAGAACAUAUUGCACAAUGUAACAGGUUCUGCUAUACGUAACAGACAGAGUAAGAGACACUCAGCCAUGCAGGUCGGCCAGAUGAUGCUGGCUCAGGAAGUCCUCCUCAAUGUAGAUGACGAUGCCCCUAGUAGUCAAGGUAGUCGUAGCAACAGUGAAUCUGAGGGGUACCCAGAGGUAACACUUUUGAGGAGACCCAUGUCUUCUGGGCUCAUGUCAGUGGGUCAUGACAGGGAUGAUUCGGACACAGACACAGAUGUGAUGAAAGGAAGCAGCCCUGAAGCUGGUGAAAGAAGAGACAAUGAGAGCAAGAGGUUCAGCAUUGGUACUCCUGUAUGUUCAGAAACCUAUGAUGCCAUGAAUGUCAGCACAUCAGUUCCUCAGGACACUGAUUCUUCGGAUUCUUCAAGUUCUUACAGUUCGGAUGUUUUUUACGAUUGCCCAGAACGAUAUUAUUGUUUUGCGACCAUCUUGGAUAAUGAUGUCAAAAUGGUACGAGAAGAGAUAUCGCAUGAAACUGACCAGGUGUUCAUGACUCGUAUACAAUUCGAUUCCCAAUUCAAAGAUAACACUGUAUCCAACCUUGUAACUAAAUGCAACGAGUUCAACAUCAAACCAGAAUACAUUCUUGGUGUUUUAUUCAGCCGUCGCUAUGACGAUGACACUGUUAAAUGCUUUCUGGAAUGGUUGCCAGAUGACGUUCUUGAUAAACUAUGGGGACGAUAUGAGUCAACGGAGAAAGAUUAUUUUGGUUGUUUCGGAUGAUCAGGUGAUUCCUAAAUAUGCAAAUAGCAGAUCAAAUCUGCAAAUAAAAUAAGGUCGUAAAAUCUGAUUAUUUUGCUAAGUGUACCAGUGUACAUGAUGCAACAUUCAUGGGUACGUAACCAGACUUCAUCAUACCAUGUGCAUUUUAUACCACCGAAUUAGAGUAUACAUGUAUCCCUACGCCUUGGAUGUCACAAGGUCUGGUUAGUACCCUUGUAUAUUGGUUUAUUAUUUAUUAAUUCUUGGCUGACUCGCCAUUUGUCUUCUUAAAGUAAGACUGUGUUACAUGUAAGUAUAAGUUGUUUGAGAUAUAGUGAAUUGAUAUGUUGAGAAAGUAUUGAACAAUGGAACGCAUACUAAAUAGUAAAGAUCCACAAAGGGGUUUAAGAAAUAAAAUGUGAAAAGUUGAAAGACUUGAGGCUUACAUGCUAAUCCCACCAAGUUAUGUCAUAAUCAUGAUAUUUACAUAUUAACAUGGGCUUUGAAAGCCCAUGAUAUUAAUUAUAUUUUGUAUGUUUGGCAAUAACCAUGUGGUUCUUUUACCUAUUUUUACAGGUAACUUACCUUAAGGUAACAGUGAUAAAAGUGAUAUUGUGAGGUCAUAUAUCUGAAUUUAAAGUGGCAACAUAGGGUAGAGGGUGUAAAAAUGUUGAAAACAAUAUUUUCUAAAGGCAUGCUGUUUCUAAAGGCAUGCUGGUGUUUUCUUCUUACUCAAAAAAGGGUUGUCCAGUUGUCCACGUUCCAAAAAAUUGCACGAAAUAAUUUUGGAACUCUUCUAGAACAUAUAUAAUUGAGACAAUUUUUUUCAAAAAGUUACCCUCUACUUGUCUUUAUCCUUAGUUGCCUUUUUACUUAUGAGCUUUACAAAAGAUGACCAAAGAGCUGAGCACGUGUUAUCAUCAUGAAAAUGUUUAAUGAUACUUUUCCUGAUGUGAUGUUUUAUGAUUGGGUUUUGCCCAUCCAGUCACUUGUACAAAAGACACCCAAACUAUGAAUGAGUGCAACUAUGAUAAAGUUUUGCAUCAUAUUAGUUGUUCUCAUCAAAAUGUUUAUUAGAUACUAUUCUGUUGUGAUGUUUUAUGAUUGGAUUUUGCUUGUCCAAUCACUAAAUAGAGAAAAACUGCAAAGUGCAAAGGUGAUACUUUUACACCAUAUUUCAUUUUUUAAGCUGAUCAGUAAGCAGUUAUGAUUUGUGGCAAGCCCAAAUCAUGAUCUAUACUUUCUUCUCUCCAAGUUCAAUAACGUAAUCUGGAGUGUUCAGCAAAAAAG